AUGACGUGCUCCAGCGAGCCGACCCCUGGCGGGCACCAGGCGGUCUUCCUGCCCGCGCUGGGGGGCAUCGCCGAUGCUCUUCGGACCGAGCUCACAGGGCAAGUGGACACCGCCAUGCGGACCUUCACCGAAGCCUCCAUCCAGUCGAUCGGGCGGACCAUCUCGACCUUCGAGCGCACCGUCAACAGGCGCCUUGAAGCCUCCAAGCAGGAGAUGGUCGACAACCGGCAGCGCCUCACGGCGAGCGAAGCGGCCCAGGCCGCCACGGCAGCGUCGGUCGAAGAGGUACGUCGACAGCUCGCCAUGGCCGAAGCCCAGCUUCCCGCGAUGGAUUUGGUGGCCCUGGCGGAUUGGGACAGGCCUCCUGACCCCUCCGUCUACACCAUCGGCGCCCCCGAACUUGUUGCCCCCGCAGCCGUUCGGCAGGCCAUCGGCCCCUGGAUUGCCGAUGCCGGCCUCACCAUGGACAUGGUAUCGGUGGUCGGCGACGCGCCCUCGCGGAAGUUCCACAUUCAGCUUCUCGGUGGCAAGGACAUUACUUCGCCCCGUUCAGCGGCUCUCGCACGUCAUCUUAAACUUCCUGGAGGCGCCUGGAGAUCCUUCACCGAUUUGGCGGCCACGGGGCAGAACGCUCCUAUCUACAUCAAUGCGGACCGGAGCCCGAAGCAAGUUCGCACUGAGCUCCAGACUCGACGACUCCACCGACUUCUACAGGAAUGGUACCCUCAGAAGUCCUUUGUGGGGCGCAGGCCCAAAGGCAGAGUCCUCCUCAACGGCACGCCCCUGGUCAAGCUGGAGGUGGGCGCUUCCGCUGAUGUCGCGACCAAGCUGGUUUUCAACAAGCAGCUGGUGGCCGUGGAGGGCUUGGACGAGGCCGGGCUGGUCAAGGAGUUCGACUCCAUCUUCGCGGAGGACAGAGGCAUCACGUGGGGGUAA
Messenger RNA from Prorocentrum cordatum, 936 nucleotides. Lineage: Eukaryota; Dinophyceae; Prorocentrales; Prorocentraceae. The record is from the annotation of a GenBank genome assembly.